CGGCCCCAGCGAGCCCGGGAGAACCGGAGCAGGCGGCGGCGGUAGCGGCGGGCGGUGCCGGGGGCAUCGCGGCGCUGCCCGCUCCGAGGGACCGGCGCUGUGCCCACCUUGCAGCCCUGUUCCAUCCCCUUGGAUCCAUUCUCUCCCCAUUGGAACUAUCCCACCAGGACAGAGGAGCAGGCUUGUCCUUGUGGAUGCCCUCAGAACCGCUCCAAUCGUGUGUACAGAGGAAUCUGAGAUGAAAGAGAACUAGAUUCUGAUGAUCAUCUUGUCGCUGUUGCUGUCACCUGUUUUGACAGGAAGCAUGUAAGAAAAUUCAGCUGAUAUGCAAAAGUGGUCACUCUCCAUGUGUGACUGAAAAAACAAGAGAAGUUUGGAUUUAUUAAGAGCUGCAGGAAACUUUUGAGAAAAAAAUGUUCUGUGGGUAAAGAGGAAAGAGGUUGAUAAACAUCAAAUGCAAAUUAACAAGCAACAAAGCUGCUUUGUCCAUCAGGGAUGUGAAAUUGAGGAUAAAAAACUUUAACAUGCCUCGUAGCCCUACAUCAAGUGAAGAUGAAAUGGCACAAAGCUUCUCUGACUAUUCUGUUGAGUCUGAAUCAGACAGCUCCAAAGAAGAAACUAUUUAUGACACAAUUAGAGCAACUGCAGAAAAGCCAAGCAGCAGAAUGGAAGACAGUCAGAGCAACACUUUAGUGAUUCGAAUUAUCAUACCUGACCUGCAGCAAACGAAAUGCAUUCGAUUUAACCCAGAAGCUUCAGUGUGGGUUGCAAAGCAGCGGAUUUUGUGCACUCUGAACCAGAGUUUGAAAGAUGUCCUGAAUUAUGGACUGUUCCAGCCUGCAAGCAAUGGGAGAGAUGGGAAGUUUUUGGAUGAGGAAAGACUUCUGAGGGAAUACCCACAGCCAGUCAAUAAAGGAGUUCCUUCACUUGAGUUUCGCUACAAGAAGAGAGUGUACAGACAGUUCAACCUCGAUGAAAAGCAGCUGGCCAAGCUUCACACCAAGGCCAAUUUGAAAAAAUUUAUGGAUCAUGUCCACCAUCUCUCUGUGGAAAAAAUGACCAAGAUGUUGGACCGAGGACUGGACCCAAACUAUCAUGACUUGGAAAGCGGAGAAACACCCCUAACUUUGGCAGCUCAGCUUGACAACACAGUAGAAGUGAUAAAAGCCCUGAAAAAUGGAGGAGCACAUUUAGACUUCAGAGCCAAAGAUGGAAUGACUGCUCUGCACAAAGCAGCCAGAGCCAAGAACCAAGUAGCCCUCAAGACCCUUUUAGAGCUGGGAGCAUCUCCCAACUACAAGGACAGCUGUGGCCUGACCCCGCUGUACCACACAGCCGUGGUGGGAGGGGACCCUUUCUGCUGUGAGCUCUUACUCCAUGAACAUGCUACAGUCAGCUGCAAGGAUGAAAAUGGAUGGCAAGAAAUUCAUCAGGCUUGCAGGUAUGGACACGUCCAGCACCUGGAGCACCUCCUGUUCUACGGCGCUGACAUGUGCGCGCAGAACGCCUCGGGGAACACGGCCCUGCACAUCUGUGCCCUCUACAACCAGGAGAGCUGUGCAAGGGUGCUGCUGUUCCGGGGAGCCAACAAGGAGAUCAAGAAUUACAACAGCCAGUCCCCAUUUCAGGUGGCUAUAAUAGCGGGAAAUUUUGAGCUUGCUGAAUACAUCAAGAAUCACAGAGAAGCUGAUAUUGGAUCCAGCUUCCCAUAUUCAAGUAGAAGUCCCUGGAAUCCGUUGCUGUCAGUGCCCUUUAGGGAGGCUCCCACCUACUCCAACAGGAGGAGGAGGCCUCCCAGCACCUUGGCAGCCCCCCGGAUCCUGCUCCGCUCCAACAGCGACAACAACCUGAACAUCAACAACCUCCCCGAGUGGUCAGCCUCCUCCUCUGCCUCUUCACACCGCAGCCUUUCCCCUCACCUGCUCCAACAGAUGCAGAAUAAUCCCAAUGGAACUGUAAAAACUGUGGGGAGUUACACUCCGUCCUCCCGGAGCCGCUCGCCGUCCCUCAACAGGCUGGGAGAGGAUGCCAAGAGGCAGCAGCACAGGCACAUCAGUGCCGUUUACAGUCCCAGUGCCAACAAAGAUACUCUGUCUGCCUUGGAUUAUCAGGGUCCCAAAAGGAAGCUCUACAGUGCUGUCCCUGGGAGACUUUUUAUCGUUGUAAAGCCAUAUCAACCUCAAGGGGAAGGGGAAAUUCACCUGCACAAAGGAGACAGAGUCAAAGUGCUGAGCAUCGGAGAAGGUGGAUUCUGGGAAGGCAGCACCCGGGGACAUAUUGGCUGGUUUCCUGCAGAGUGUGUGGAAGAAGUUCAGUGCAAACCAAAUGAAAGCAAACCAGAAACACGAACAGAUAGAACAAAGAAGCUGUUUAGACACUACACUGUUGGAUCCUAUGACAGCUUUGAUGCUUCAAGUGACUGCAUAAUAGAAGAAAAGGCAGUGGUCCUGCAGAAAAAAGACAAUGAAGGAUUUGGAUUUGUGCUCAGAGGGGCAAAAGCUGACACACCAAUUGAAGAAUUCACCCCAACUCCAGCCUUUCCUGCUUUGCAGUACUUGGAAUCUGUGGAUGAAGGGGGAGUAGCAUGGCAAGCUGGCCUGAGAACUGGAGACUUUUUGAUCGAGGUUAAUAAUGAGAACGUAGUGAAAGUUGGCCACAGGCAGGUGGUGAACAUGAUUCGACAGGGGGGCAAUCACCUCGUGCUGAAGGUUGUCACAGUAACCAGGAAUCUUGAUCCAGAUGACACAGCAAGGAAGAAAGCCCCACCACCUCCUAAGCGAGCUCCAACCACUGCACUGACCCUGCGCUCUAAGUCCAUGACCUCAGAGCUUGAAGAGCUUGCUUCAGUACGGAAGAAGAAGGAUAUUCUCCCUUCACAUUUUGAAGGUUUGAAGAAGAGGAUUGUUUUUCGAGUCACACUAAAUAAGGUGGAUGAAAUAGUGCCAGUUUCCAAGCCAUCAAGAAUUGCAGACAAUGCAACUGUGGACUCCAGAGUGGCAACUAUAAAACAGCGGCCUUCUAGUAGAUGUUUUCCCUCAGCUACAGAUAUGAAUUCCAUGUAUGAGAGACAGGGUAUUGCUGUGAUGACACCCACUGUCCCAGGGAGCCCUCAAGGUCCUUUUCUGGGUAUACCUCGGGGUACAAUGAGAAGACAAAAAUCUAUAGGAAUAACAGAGGAAGAGCGGCAGUUUCUGGCCCCUCCUAUGCUGAAGUUUACCAGGAGUCUUUCAAUGCCUGACACCUCUGAAGAUAUCCCACCACCACCACAGUCCUUACCUCCCUCACCACCACCACCUUCCCCCUCUCUGUACAACUCUCCCAAAUCCCUGACAACCCGGAGCUACGGAACGAUCAAACCUCCAUUUAACCAGAAUUCAGGUGCAAAAAUCUCUUUGGUUAGGCCCGAGAGCGUGGGGACCAUGAUAAGGGACAAAGGGAUCUAUUACCGGCGGGAGCUGGACCGAUACUCCCUGGACUCGGAAGACCUGUACAACCGGAGUGCCGCAGCUCAGGCCAAUUUCAGGAGCAAGAGGGGCCAGAUGCCGGAAAAUCCCUAUUCUGAGGUUGGGAAGAUUGCCAGCAAAGCCGUUUACGUGCCAGCCAAGCCAGCCAGGAGGAAGGGGAUGCUGGUGAAACAAUCCAACGUGGAGGACAGUCCAGAAAAGACCUGCUCUAUUCCAAUCCCAACCAUCAUCGUCAAAGAGCCAUCCACCAGCAGCAGCGGGAAAAGCAGCCAAGGGAGCAGCAUGGAGAUCGAUCCUCAGUCUUCGGAGCAGCCCGGACAGCUCCGGCCUGACGACAGCUUGGGAGUCAGCAGUCCGUUUGCAGCAGCCAUCGCAGGGGCCGUGAGGGACAGGGAAAAGAGGCUGGAGGCGAGGCGCAAUUCCCCAGCCUUCCUCUCCACAGACCUGGGAGAUGAGGACGUUGGAUUAACCCCACCAACACCGCGGAUGAGGCAGUCCAAGUUCACCGAGGAGGCAAUGUUCAGCAGUGAGGAUGGUUUCAGACAGCUCAUGUCACCAUCUCCGAUCCCCGCCCCCAGGGAGCCCGAAAACCUUUUCAACAGUAGUGAGCCUAGCAACCAGAGUGACUCAAGGACAUUGAAUGCUCCAUCCAAAACGAAAGGCACUGACAACAGCAUGGCGGCAGCCAAGCCCACGAGCGCUCCCGGCUCGGAUAGCUACGUCCACCCAGUCACAGGGAAGCUGUUGGAUCCAAACUCUCCACUUGCCCUCGCGCUCUCUGCCAGGGACAGAGCCAUGAAAGAGCAGACACAGCAGAUUCCAGGAAAAGGGGACGCAGUCAAAACCGACCUUAACAAACCGCUUUACAUCGACACCAAGCUGAGACCCAACAUGGAAACGACUUUUCCUGUUACUGCCACUGUCACCAGGCAAAAUACCCGCGGCCUGUUGAGACGGCAGGAGACUGAGAACAAGUACGAGAUGGAUGCAGGGAAAGAAAAGAAAGCUGAGGAGAAGAAGAACAUGUUGAUAAACAUCGUGGAUACCUCGCAGCAAAAAUCAGCUGGCUUGUUGAUGGUGCACACCGUGGAUACGGCAAAGUCAGAUGAUGUGCCCGAGGAUGAGGAGGAAAAGGGAGCUGAGAUGGAGCAGAGCCCUGAAAACUCCCCGCCAGAGAGGCCGGAGGGCAGCGAGGAAACAGAGAGCGAGUUGAGCGUCCCUGCCGCGCCCGAGCCCCCAGCUUCUCCCUGCAAAACCAUUGUGGCCGCCAGCUCUGUGGACGACCCCGUCAUCCUGCCUUUCCGCAUCCCCCCGCCGCCCCUGGCCUCAGUGGACAUUGAUGAGGAGUUCCUGUUCACCGAGCCGCUGCCCCCUCCCUUGGAGUUUGCCAACAGCUUUGACAUCCCCGAUGACCGCGCGGUGCCUGGCUCGGCGCUGACAGACCUGAUGGCACAGAGGAAGAAUGGCACCCCUUCUCCCGGCCAGCCAGCAAACUCCUUGGACGGCAAAAAGCAAGUGGGCCUCUCAAACUGUUUGCCUGCCUCCUUCCUGCCACCCCCCGACAGCUUCGACAACGUCACCGACUCUGGGAUCGAGGAGGUUGACAGUCGGAGCAGCAGUGACCAUCACCUAGAGACAACCAGCACUAUCUCAACGGUGUCCAGCAUCUCUACCUUAUCCUCGGAAGGGGGGGAGAACGUGGAUACUUGUACAGUCUAUGCAGAUGGGCAAACAUUUCUGGUGGACAAGCCCCCAGUACCUCCUAAGCCAAAAAUGAAGCCCAUAAUCAACAAAAGCAAUGCACUUUACAAGGACGCGCUGAUCGAGGAAACUGUAGACAGCUUUGUGAUCCCUCCUCCCGCUCCGCCCCCGCCUCCCAUCAGUGCCCAGCCCAAUCUGGGGAAAGUUGUCCCCCAAAGGACAUCCAAGCUAUGGGGGGACGUGCCAGAGGUGAAAAGCCCGAUUCUCUCAGGCCCCAAGGCUAAUGUCAUUAGUGAAUUGAACUCAAUACUCCAGCAAAUGAACAGAGAGAAAUCCUCAAAGCCAGGGGAGGGAUUGGAGUCACCGACUGGAACGAAAACUGCGAGUCUCAGUACAAGGAGCACGGAAGUCAUGAGUACUGUCUCAGGUACACGAAGUACAACAAUCACUUUCACUGUCCGACCCGGAGCCAGCCAGCCGAUCACACUGCAGAGCAGGUCCCCAGACUAUGACAGCAGGACCUCAGGAGCAAGGCACGCUCCCAGCCCUGUGGUUUCACCAACAGAGAUUAAUAAAGACAUCCUGCCUGCUCCUCUGACUGCUUCUGCUUCAGCCUCAUCUCCUUCUCCAACUCUGUCCGAUGUAUUUAGCCUACCCAGCCAGCCCCCUUCUGGGGACUUAUUUGGCUUGACCACAGGGCGCAGCAGGUCUCCUUCUCCCUCAAUAUUACAACAGCCAAUCUCAAAUAAGCCUUUUACAACUAAGCCUGUCCACCUGUGGACUAAACCAGAUGUGGCAGAUUGGUUGGAAAGUCUAAACUUAGGUGAACAUAAAGAAACAUUUAUGGACAAUGAAAUAGAUGGCACACAUUUACCAAAUCUACAGAAGGAAGAUCUGAUAGACCUUGGAGUGACUAGAGUUGGGCACAGAAUGAACAUAGAAAGAGCUUUGAAGCAGCUGCUGGACAGAUAAGAAUAGCUAUUUUGCCUCACAAACUUCUGUUGAUAACUAGAGAUGGGCUGGUACUGACAUACCCCAAAUGCCUUGUCUGUCUGCGAGUGCCAGCAAAAUUGGGGGGGAGGGGGAAAACAGAUGAAUUCCUGGUACUCAGGUGAUGCAGACUGUCUGCUACAUGCCCAAACACAAACCUAAAGAUGCUAAAGAAGUGGGGCCAUUUUAUUUCCAAGCUGUGGGGAGAUGUGAGAGAGAGACAAUUGUUAACUUUAAAACUCUUGAUACUGCUCUUGGCCGGGACCAUUGCGUGACGAUUUUCUUUUAAAAUUGCAACCAUUUCAGGGUUUCUUUUACUGACAGAAAAAAAAAUCAUUUUAUUUUAUUCUCUUCUUGACAUACAGUCUCCAAGCAGACUUUCUUCCCCAGCCCUUUGUCGAUUUUAAGAGGACAGGUUGCUCCAUUACCACUCAAACCUAGUUUUAUCAGCAGCAGGGAUAUUGGGGUGGGCACAGGAGUUCAUAUUCCUCUUUUUUUGACUGGCAUAGCUCCCUGGUCUGUUGGCAGUGAAGCUGGUUGUUCCACUGGGGUCAGUCCAAUGGUAACCUUGCUCUGUUUUACCUGGUAUUUCUUUAUUUCUGCAGUGGUAUUUAGCACUCUUCCAAGGUGGCAGAACAAGUUCAGUGCACGCUCCAUUGACAUGGCCUGUAGGAUGGUGCGGAUGUUGAGUAAAGGCUGAGGAGGGACCACACUUAGAGGUACAGCAAAGUGAAGCUAGUUUGAACCUGAGACCCCCCACAGUUGUCAACCAGCUCAGCUGAUGCUGAGUCAAAAUAUGAGCUCCACGAGCCAGGAUAAACUUUGGUGCAGGCACAGCUUUGGGACUUGACAGUGAGACACUGAGAGAGGCUGAGCCCUGGGAGGUGCUGCUUAAUUCAGUGAGUGGUAAGUGCCUGGGUAUUUGGAACAGCAGGCUGAGAAGGAAGGAGAAGAGAGAUGAAUGUUCCCAUUGAAGUCAGUGGGAAGUGUGCCAGGAUCUGAAGUGAGAGAGGGAUUUCAGCCUGUUAGGAUGGAAAUGCUUCAGAUCCUUGAGAGGAGGCAGAGGUGAUGCCAAGAUGGAAAGAGCUGUCGAGUGUCUCGGGGUGCGUGCGUUCCGAGAGCCAGGAGGGCUGGGAGGGAUCCAGGCUCUCAUUUUAUCACUGCUGGCAGGAACUGGCUCUGGACAAGGACAGAGGGCUGGGCACUGGCCCCCAGCCCAUUCCUUGGCACGAGAGGUGGGAGCACCCUGCCAGAAUCCAGGGCUGGGAGCGAGGCAGAGAGAACUUUCCGUGAGACUUCCGUCAGCGGGGGAGAAACACCCAUAGCUGGUUCACACAGCUUUGUUUUAAAAGAAAAUUUUUUUUUUUCAACUUUCAAGUUAACAAGUCUCUCUCUGCAUGUUUGAACUCCCCCUUGUAAUUAACACCUCUGAAUAUCUGUGAGUUUUGUAGGACUUUCUGGACAGAAUAUUGAAGAUGUUCAAGGCGGGUGAAUUGGGUGUGGAUGGCUAAACUGCCUCCCUACCAAACUUUCAGGUUCCCUUACAUUUUGCAAGGUACCUGAACUUUCUUUCCUUGAUAUGGUCCUUGAUAUGGUCCAGCCUAUCUCUAAUUUUUUUAUUAUUGUGAUUAUUUUUUGCUCACAAACAAGUGUCUAAUUAGGUCUGCAACAGCCCUAGUAUGAGUACAUAAAGUUUAGCAUUUUAAAUAUCUUUCUUUACUGCAAGUUUAAAUAGUUGUACAGAUAGUUUAUAAGCACAAUAUUUUAAGAAAAUAAGUGGCUGGUCUACUGGGCAGCCUUUGUGCCACUUCAGUGCUAGGAAGUUAAAAACAGAAAAAAAAAACCAAACAAAAAAAAAGGAAAAAAAAAAACUUUUUGUGGUUUACUACUAUUUCUGUGGAAUAAUUAUAAAGUCUUGACCUUUUUAAAAUCAACCUCAUUUGGAUGCAUCUGAACCAGCAGAGCUGUGUUAUAUUUUCUAUCUUUGCUAGAACUUCUACAGAGGAGGAUGAAUAUUUCUUCAAAAGUGGUUACAGUUACCAACGCAUUGGAAACUCAUAAAAAUCAACUUAUUUAAGCCUCCUGCCCCCUUUAUGGAACAGCAAAUCUUUUGACUUAACAUCUGUUACUGCACUCUGUUUGUAUUUGGGGAGUUCCAAGGAACCUUGUCAUAAAAACGAAGCUCCGAGGCGUUUUGCUGUCGAGGAGUGCUGAGUUUUUCCAUGGGAGGUGUAGAAAAUGGCAGUUCCACUCAGACAGGUUGAUGCAGGCAACUUGAGGCCAUCACACACUUUAAGAAGUGAAAAAAAAAAAAAAAAGAAAAAAAAAAGGUAAUUUAGCCAUCUUUUGUCUUCCAUUUGGUGAUACAACAGAAUUCAGUAAAUAAACCACUGAUGCCAUGCUCUCUUUUUUUUUUUUUAAAUUUUCUUUUUGUUUCUUUCUUUGGGUACAGUUGCUAUUACCUCUAUAACACGUGCCAGAAUUGCGUUAGGAAAUAAAUACAGUAGUAAAAUUAAAAAAAAAAAAUAGAAGUUGACUUUUAAAGCUGCUUUUUUUGGAUCACAACCUUCCUGUGGGUUGAACUUGCCCUGAGCAAGGGCUGACACACCCAGUAACUCCCAGGUGGGACCGUCCCUUCCUCACCCAGGUGUGGCUCCUGCUCCUGCAUCUCUUCAGGUACUCCAAGGGCAGGCACAAAGCGAGCAGACGAAAGAGCUGUAAGGGAAUAGUUCCAUUUUUCACCUUGUGUCCUGUGAAGCAAAAAGGUAAGGAGACCUGAGGGGAGCUACUUGGACCACCAGAUGCACCUCUGCCAAGUCGAGUUCGGUCUCCAGCUCUGAGGGGUGGUUUGAAACAAAAAAAAAGAAAGCAAUAGUAACAGAUAACGCCGUGGCCUCCGAGUAUUUUCACCAGGGGGGAGGAGAGAAGACCCAUUUCUUUCAUGCUACUCUGAUAGUGAAAAACAAAGUCAUUAGAGAUCUAUGAUAUUCUGGGUUUUAGGAUCAACUUUUGUUUAUAUACUGUAAUUUAAAUAAAUUGCAUUUACAUGCCUAGUUUCUGUAAUAUUUGUGUAUACAAUACCAAAAUCUUACAAGAUGUAAAUUGUGUAUAACUGCACAGACUCCUUGCCCUAGGUGUCUGAGAACAUUUUAAGUUUAAUUCAUAUAUUAUAAAAUGACUAGAUGUGACUGUUGAUUUACAGGAUUUACAUAUCACAAAGAAGUUAAUUAUUUGUGGUACUUAAGUUAAUAAAAAAAUAGUGAUUUUUUUUUUUCUUUUCCUCUCAGUUCUUAGAAAGCAUUACCCAGUUGAUCUGGCGAUGAUUAUGUGUAUGAGCCACAAAUAUUGAUAAUUUUUCCAUUACAUUUUUUCUUUUCUUUUCUAGAUACUAAUAUGUUUCUCGCUAUAGUUUGUGUAACAACUUGUGUUCACGUUAUCUAUGUUGCUGUAAUUUUUGUGCUUUAAUUCCUCUUAUUUCAACUGAUUAAAAAAAAAAAAAAUCAAGCUCCUGUAACUUGCACUUUUCCCCAAUCCUUAAUACUCUUGUAUGGCAACCAAAAUUACUGUAAGAAAUAAAUAUAAUAUUGCACUAA
Messenger RNA from Passer domesticus (house sparrow), 9748 nucleotides. RefSeq names its product SH3 and multiple ankyrin repeat domains 2 (gene SHANK2). The transcript is spliced from 29 exons. Lineage: Eukaryota; Metazoa; Chordata; Aves; Passeriformes; Passeridae. Bases 525 to 6137 code for a protein of 1870 amino acids. Gene Ontology annotation, molecular function: ionotropic glutamate receptor binding; synaptic receptor adaptor activity. Gene Ontology annotation, cellular component: dendritic spine; postsynaptic membrane; postsynaptic density. The record is from RefSeq and is a predicted model, not a curated record.